Messenger RNA from Chinchilla lanigera (long-tailed chinchilla), 4333 nucleotides. RefSeq names its product multidrug resistance protein 1-like. The coding region runs from base 112 to 3933 and encodes 1273 amino acids. Gene Ontology annotation, molecular function: ATP hydrolysis activity; ABC-type transporter activity; ATP binding. Gene Ontology annotation, cellular component: membrane. Lineage: Eukaryota; Metazoa; Chordata; Mammalia; Rodentia; Chinchillidae. The record is from RefSeq and is a predicted model, not a curated record. Gene Ontology annotation, biological process: transmembrane transport. The transcript has 28 exons.
CCCACAGCGCAGGCAGAGGUUCGCAUCCGCCGGGCUUUCCGCUGAGGUCCGAGUCUCUGCUUCCCAAAUCCAGGUCUGAGUGGACAUCCCAAAGGAAUAGCCCAAGUCACCAUGGAUGGGGAUGGGGACUCCGGUGGAAAAGCCGGGAAGAACUUCUGGAAGCCCAGAAAGAAAAGUAAAAAGGAAAAGAAACCAACUGUCAGUGUGUUUGCAAUGUUUCGCUACUCAGAUGGGCUGGACAAGAUGUACAUGUUGCUGGGAACUCUGGCUGCUCUUAUCCAUGGAUCUGCCCUCCCCUUGAUGAUGCUGGUGUUGGGCGACAUGACAGACAGCUUUGCAGAUGCAGGAAGCAGUAUUCUACCAAAUCUUACUGACUCGAAUUUCAGUGACCUGAACUCACUGAUCUACGAGCGUCUGGAGAGACAGAUGACCACGUAUGCCUAUUACUAUAGUGGAAUUGGGGCUGGCGUGCUUAUUGCUGCUUAUAUUCAGAUUUCAUUUUGGUGCCUGGCAGCUGGGAGACAGAUACACAAAAUUAGAAAACUAUUCUUCCAUGCUAUCAUGAAGCAAGAGAUAGGCUGGUUUGAUGUGCAUGAUGUAGGGGAGCUGAACACACGGCUCGCAGAUGAUGUCUCCAAAAUUAAUGAAGGAAUUGGUGACAAAAUUGGAAUGUUCUUUCAGUCACUGGCAACAUUUUUGGCUGGUUUCAUAGUAGGAUUCACACGUGGUUGGAAGCUGACCCUUGUGAUCUUAGCCAUUAGCCCUGUUCUUGGACUGUCAGCUGCAGUCUGGGCAAAGAUACUGUCUUCGUUUACUGAUAAAGAACUCUUAGCAUAUGCAAAAGCUGGCGCAGUGGCUGAAGAAGUCUUGGCAGCCAUAAGAACUGUGAUUGCAUUUGGAGGACAAAAGAAAGAACUUGAAAGGUACAAUAAAAAUUUAGAAGAUGCUAAAAAGAUUGGGAUAAAGAAAGCUAUCACAGCCAACAUCUCUAUAGGAGCAGCUUUCUUACUGAUCUAUGCAUCCUAUGCUCUGGCCUUCUGGUAUGGAACCACCUUGGUCCUCUCAAAUGAAUAUACCAUUGGACGAGUUCUCACUGUCUUCUUCUCAGUAUUAAUUGGGGCAUUUAGUGUGGGACAGGCAUCUCCACACAUUGAGGCAUUUGCCAAUGCAAGAGGAGCAGCUUAUGAAAUUUUCAGAAUAAUUGAUAAUGAGCCGAACAUUAACAGCUUCUCGACCCAUGGACACAAACCAGACAAUAUUAAGGGAAAUUUGGAAUUUAGAAAUGUUCACUUCAGUUACCCGUCUAGAAAAGAAGUUAAGAUCUUGAAAGGACUCAGCCUGCAGGUGCAGAGUGGGCAGACAGUGGCCCUGGUCGGGAACAGCGGCUGUGGGAAAAGUACAACGGUGCAGCUGAUACAGAGGCUCUAUGACCCCAGCGAGGGUGUGGUCAGUAUCGAUGGAGUGGACAUCCGGACCCUAAAUGUGAAGUUUCUGCGGGAAAUUAUCGGUGUGGUGAGUCAGGAACCUGUGCUCUUUGCCACCACAAUAGCUGAAAACAUCCGCUACGGUCGCGAGGAUGUCACCAUGGAUGAGAUUGAGAAAGCUGUCAAGGAAGCCAAUGCUUAUGACUUCAUCAUGAAACUGCCUCAUAAGUUUGACACUCUGGUUGGAGAGAGAGGGGCCCAGCUGAGUGGUGGACAGAAGCAGAGAAUCGCCAUCGCACGUGCCCUGGUGCGAAACCCCAAGAUCCUGCUGCUGGACGAGGCCACGUCAGCCCUGGAUACAGAAAGCGAAGCAGUGGUUCAAGUGGCCCUGGAUAAGGCUCGAGAAGGCAGGACCACUAUUGUGAUAGCUCAUCGCUUGUCCACAGUUCGGAAUGCUGAUGUCAUUGCUGGGUUUGAUGAUGGAGUCAUUGUGGAAAAAGGAAAUCAUGAUGAACUCAUGAAAGAGAAGGGUGUUUACUACAAACUUGUCACAAUGCAGACACAAGGAAAUGAUAGUGAAUUAGAAAAUGAAGUUUGUGAAUCCAAAGGUGAAAGUGACGCCUUGGCUGUGUCUUCAAGAGAGUCAAGAUCCAGUCUAAAAAGAAGAUCAACUCGGAGGAGUGUGCGUGAACCACAAGGCCAAGACGGAAAACUCAGCACAGAGGAGACCCUGGAUGAAAAUGUACCUCCAGUAUCCUUUUGGACAAUUCUGAAGCUGAGUUUAACUGAAUGGCCUUAUUUAGUGGUUGGUGUGAUUUGUGCCAUUAUAAAUGGAGGCAUGCAACCAGCAUUUGCAAUAAUAUUUUCAAAGAUUAUUGGGGUUUUUACAAGAAAUGAUGAUCCUGAAACAAAACGACAGAACAGUAACCUGUUUUCACUAAUGUUUCUAGUCCUUGGAAUUAUCUCUUUUAUCACAUUUUUCCUACAGGGCUUCACAUUUGGAAAAGCUGGAGAGAUUCUCACUAAGCGACUCCGAUACCUCGUCUUCAAAUCCAUGCUGAGACAGGAUGUGAGCUGGUUUGACGACCCUAAAAACACCACUGGAGCACUGACUACCAGACUUGCCAAUGAUGCCUCUCAAGUGAAAGGGGCUAUGGGUUCCAGGCUUGCUAUAAUUGCCCAGAAUGUAGCAAAUCUCGGGACAGGAAUUAUUAUUUCCUUCAUCUAUGGCUGGCAGUUGACACUUUUACUCUUAGCCAUUGUACCCCUGAUUACAAUAGCAGGAUUUUUUCAAAUGAAAUUGUUUUCUGGACAAGCACUCAAAGAUAAGAAAGAACUGGAACAUUCUGGGAAGAUAGCUACUGAAGCAAUAGAAAACUUCCGAACUGUUGUUUCUUUGACUCGGGAACAGAAAUUUGAACAUAUGUAUGCCGAACGUUUGCAGGUACCAUACAGAAACUCUUUGAAGAAAGCACACAUCUUUGGACUCUCAUUUGGCUUCACCCAGGCCAUGAUGUCUUUUUCCUACGCUGCUUCUUUCCGAUUUGGUGCCUACCUGGUAGCACAAGAGCUCAUGGAUUUUGAAAGUGUCAUGUUGGUAUUUUCAACCAUAGUCUUUGGUGCCAUGGCAGUUGGGCAGGUCAGUUCAUUUGCUCCUGAUUAUGCCAAAGCCAGAGUGUCAGCUUCCCACAUCAUCAUGAUUACGGAAAAAGUCCCUACCAUUGACACCUACAGCUCAGCAGGCCUGAAGCCGAAUACAUUGGAAGGAAAUGUGACCUUCAGUGAUGUUGUGUUCAACUACCCCACCCGACCGGACAUCCCAGUGCUUCAGGGGCUGAGCCUCCAGGUGAAGAAGGGCCAGACGCUGGCCUUGGUAGGCAGCAGCGGCUGUGGGAAGAGCACGGUGGUCCAGCUCCUUGAGCGGUUCUAUGACACACUGGCCGGAAAAGUGCUUCUGGACGACAAAGAAAUAAAGGAACUGAAUGUGGAGUGGCUGCGCGCACACCUGGGCAUCGUGUCCCAGGAGCCAAUGCUGUUCGACUGCAGCAUCAGGGACAACAUCGCAUAUGGCGACAACAGCAGGACUGUGGCAGAGGAGGAGAUUUUGAAGGCAGCCAAGGAGGCCAACAUCCACCAGUUCAUUGAGUCGCUGCCUGAUAAAUACAACACCAGAGUGGGAGACAAAGGGACGCAGCUCUCCGGCGGCCAGAAGCAGCGCAUCGCCAUAGCUCGCGCCCUCGUUAGACAGCCUCAUAUUUUGCUUUUGGAUGAAGCAACGUCAGCUCUGGAUACAGAAAGCGAAAAGGUUGUCCAGGAGGCCCUGGACAGAGCCAGAGAAGGCCGCACCUGCAUCGUGAUUGCGCACCGCCUCUCCACCAUCCAGAACGCGGACUUAAUCGUGGUGAUUCAGAACGGCAAAGUCAAGGAGCACGGCACCCACCAACAGCUGCUGGCACAGAAAGGCAUCUAUUUUUCGAUGGUCAAUAUCCAAACGGGAGCAAAGUACUAGUGAACUCCGACCAUCUGGGAGGUUUUGAAUAUUUGUGUUUAAAUGUGACAUUUAAACUAAAAAGCAAGCACUGAUUGGACUAUGUAGUUAUCUAUUUCCUGCCACAGGUGAACACUAUUUUAUCAUGUUUAGAAUCUUCGGAGACUUCAUAAGUAAAGCAUCAGAAAUAGAAUCAUUGCCCCCUGGGGAUGGGUAGAUAUGGUUUUAAUUGCAUGACAGGAUUCAUGAAAGGAUUUCCAGUAGAUUUUUUAAAUAAAGUAUGUGCGUCUGUUUGUACUUUGGUAUUUAGUAGCUCACUGCUUUGCUAAAAUGUUAGAUAAGUUACAAAACUAUGGAGAUGUUUGCAUAAAUUGUCUGAAAUAAACUAGCCUCUCUACAAUUGGAGUGACCUUGUCCAAAA